Molecule: messenger RNA, 462 nt
Organism: Cyanistes caeruleus (blue tit)
Lineage: Eukaryota; Metazoa; Chordata; Aves; Passeriformes; Paridae
Source: RefSeq, a predicted model, not a curated record
GGAUUCAUCUGCUAGUUCAAUACGUGGUGGCAGUUCCUACACCAGGAGAAAAUGGGAAGAAGAUGUCAAGAAAAACAGUUUGAAUGAAGGUCCUACACCAUUAAACACAAGUUAUCAAAGAAGUGGCUCCUUUGGUAGAAGACAAGAUGAUUUGAUAAGUUCUAAUGUUCCAAGUACUGCAUCAACGGUUACCUCUUCUGCUGGUCUUCAGAAAACGCUGCCUGCCAGCACAAACACUACUACGAAGAGUACAACGGGUUCUACUUCAGCAGGUGUACAAAGCAGUACCUCAAAUCGUUUGUGGGCUGAGGAUAGUACUGAGAAAGAAAAGGACAGUGUUCCUACAGCAGUGACCGUUCCUGUUGCACCAUCUGUUGUAAAUGCUGCAGCCACUACCACAGCCAUGACUACAGCUACUUCUGGCACUGUGUCCUCAACAUCAGAGGUCAGGGAGAGACGGAG